GUGAGUUUGUGUGCGUGUCGGUGUGGUCCGUCCUUUAGACGUUUCUGGUUAUUCUAUCGGUCGGUGUGCGGCAGCCAGGAACGAACCCAAAAGCCAGCGAAACAGUGUCGUGCAUGUGUCGCCCUGAUCCGGUCCACACUGACGGGGGUGGGUUGCGUGUGUGUGUGUGUGUUGUGUGUGUGCGGCUGCUGCACUUUCUAACAUUCAAAAAAAAAAAUCGCUCAUCCCUAUCAAACACAAAUAGUGCUUAGUGUGUGAAACGUGGUGGUCGUGCGUGUGCGUGCGGUUUUAUUGUUGUGCAUUGAACACGAGUGGACGCAGAUCAUUACUGCGCCGAAAACGUGCGCGCAACAGCACACUCGUGUGAGUCUGUUAGUGGUUUCUGGUUCGGCGGUGCGUUGCUUGGGCUGCUCGGGAGGAGGCUUCGUGAACGUGAACGUUUCGGCCAUCGUGAAACAGCCACUCGCACCGAGAUGCCCCUGUUCGGCAAGUCGCAGAAAAGCCCCCAGGAGCUGGUGAAGGCACUGAAGGAGGCGGUCAACUCGCUGGAGCGCGGCGACAAGAAGGCUGAAAAGGCGCAGGAAGAUGUCAGCAAGAAUUUGGUGUUGAUCAAAAACAUGCUCUACGGUACGUCCGAUGCCGAACCGCAAACCGAAAUCGUCGUUUCCCAGCUGGCCCACGAGCUGUACAGCACCAACCUGCUGCUGCUUCUGAUACAGAACCUGAACCGCAUCGACUUCGAAGGCAAGAAGGACGUGGCACAGAUCUUCAACAAUGUGCUCAGACGACAGAUCGGCACCCGCUCGCCGACGGUGGAAUACAUCUGCACAAAGCCCGAAAUUCUGUUCACGCUGAUGGCUGGGUACGAGCAUCAGGAGAUCGCGCUGAACUGCGGUACCAUGCUGCGCGAGUGCGCCCGUUACGAGGCGCUCGCCAAGAUCAUGCUGCACUCGGACGAGUUCUUCAACUUCUUCCGCUACGUCGAGGUGUCCACGUUCGAUAUUGCGUCCGAUGCAUUCUCCACCUUCAAGGAGCUGCUCACCCGCCACAAGAUCCUGUGCGCGGAGUUCCUCGAGCAGAACUACGACAAGGUGUUCAACCACUACGAGCAUCUGCUCAACUCGGAAAACUACGUGACGCGGCGGCAAAGCCUUAAGCUGCUCGGCGAGCUGCUGCUCGACCGGCACAACUUCACGGUCAUGACGAAGUACAUCUCCAACCCGGACAACCUGAAGCUGAUGAUGAACAUGCUCAAGGAGAAGUCGCGCAACAUCCAGUUCGAGGCGUUCCACGUGUUCAAGGUGUUUGUCGCGAAUCCGAACAAACCGAAACCGAUCCUGGACAUACUGCUGCGCAACCAGGAAAAGCUGGUCGACUUUCUGACCCGCUUCCACACCGACCGCUCGGAGGACGAACAGUUCAACGACGAGAAGGCUUACCUGAUCAAGCAGAUCAAGGAGCUUAAGCCGGCCCCGGAUCAAUAGUCGUGCCGCGCCGACAUUGCCACCCGCUCAUCCGCAACCGUUAGCGAAACCGUCGGCAGCGUCGUCGUCGCCGCCGCCGCCCUUCGGUCGUAAUAGUGUCCAGCGCGUAGUGGCUGGAUCCUGUUCUUCGACCGUGCUCUGCAAGGAGAAGCAAAAAAAAAUACCCCAGCGUCACCCCUUGUGUCCGCCUCUCCAGUGUCGAACACGUGCACUUGACUCGGAUUGAACGUUUGGUGCCCAGACGAAAGCCAAACAGCCAAACCGAGCGGUACUAGCGCCCACAACACACACAUACAAAUUCCUCAUAAACAAACACACACAUACACACAUACGCACACAAGCAGAAACACACGAAACUAGACAAAAUAGUCAUAGCGAAGCGUAAACGAACGAAUAGCAAAAAAACGAGAUAUACCGAGAGAGAGAGAGAGAGAACGAGAAGAACGGUGCGAAUGGGGUCACCAUCUUUAGCGAAGGCAUACGAAAUCAAUCGAAAGAGGAAGGUAGAUUAUCAUAUGAGGCAGGGGACGCACGCACGCACCCACGGUUUGUAGCGGUUUAUAUUUUUCUGUUUUGGCUUUUUUUUUUUUUCUUAGAGCGACGCAGAUUUUGGUCACGUCCAGCUCGUCUCCAGCUUAAAAUUGGCAAUUAGAAUUAGGUCUAAAAGUACGACUUAUGUUUUGUCCCAUGUGCACCCGUAGCUCAAUGCAAUUAAUCCACGCACUUUCCCACUACCCACUCUCAAUUGAACGUUUACUUGUGGUUUAUGUUGUGUGUUUAGUUUUUAUUUUAUAUUUAAUUUACUCUCUGUCCCUAUCGGUAUGCUCCAUGUAAUGCAUACCCACAUGCAUAUUUGAAUGUUUCCGUGUUUUUUUUGUUCUUUUUCGUUUGUUUUUUUUGUUUUGCUCGUACUAGUACGUUAAAGUGUUAGCUGGUUUUUUUUUCAAACAUGCUGAUUGUGGGGCAUGUACAGCUUUAGGCAUUAUUAUUGCGCGGAAAGCUUGAAGUGGAAAGGAAGGGAGCGCGAGAGCGACAGAAGAGCGGGACAAAAGUUAUCCGAUACAUAGUGUUAGAUAAAGAUAUAUAUUGUAAAUAAUUCUAUUCCACUUAUAUGUUGGCCCACGGUUCGCCGUUUGACGCGAUUGACCAGUAAAAAAAAAAAGAAAAUUCAAGUGCGCAAACAAGGGCCUCGCAAUUGCAAUCGCAUCAUAAGCUCUGCUCCCCCUUUGUGCUCAAAUGUGGCGCUCGGUUCAAGGUAAUUGGUAGGGUUUUGCAAUAAGCGUAUUUUUCUUUUGCAUCCCUCCGCAACAACGGCAGAGAAGUGGAGUCGACCCCAACCAGCAAUGGCAGUGUGAUGAUGGCCAACGUAGCGUUUGCGAAAAGAGGUAGGCUCUGGUCCCCUUGGCUAGUUUAAUAGGUUACCGAUAAAGAUUCGGUUUACUUUUCUCAACCCGAAACAAAACGCCAAAACUGUAAAUGCGAACGAUUUUGCCACCAGCACCGGAUCUACCAAUAAUAAGCAAUACGAUAGCACUGGAUGAUAGAAACACUGAGGGACGCCAAAAAUCACGAAAAUUUUGUAUAAUGUUUGUUUCUUUCCUAUACAUACAACAACAGCAACAGAAAAAAACCAUAAACAAAUCUACCUGUUGUAUGGAAGUGCGUUUGAAAAUGCGUCAAAAUCCAACGUCAACGGUAACAGUCGGGUUUAGGUUGAAGAGGUUUUGUUUGCUUUUUGUUGGAAUGCUUAUUCAAUGCGUACUGUGAACGAAGUCCCGCUCCCCGCCCCCCUCCCAACACAUAAUUUCUAAUCAUUAUUACAAAAGAAACAAAAUGCGGCAUUGCACGUACAUACGAAGACCGAAUGGUGAAAGGUGGGGAAAGGCAGCGGGAAAACAAGGGAGAGCGAAGAAACCGAGUAGCAUAGUAGCGCGGCAUUAAGAAAAGUGGGUAUAGUAGAGUCAUAGGAUUUUAAAAGCAAAGGAAAAAGCAUAAAUAGACUGUGUCUUAUAUUAGCGUGAACAAAAUUAGACGAUAAAUCCAUACUACCUUCUCCACUCUCACCCCCCCACUGGUCUCCAUCUUCCCGCCCUUCCGGGGGCUGUUAUUUUAAGCUGCCUCUCUAAUCAAAAAACGCGCCAUCCGCCAAUCACAUACCCGCUCACGGGUAACGAACGUGUUAGUACGUUCCGCACGAUUCGGUUAUUCGAAAUUUUAGCAAAACUCAUAACUCCCAACCUGAGCAUCCACUCGUUUCAGUUGUCAAAUUUGAUGCAAAAAAUGUGUAAUGUUUUCGGGCUUGUUUUGUAUUUUAUUUUACAUUUUGAGUAGUUUAUUUUGUUUUUUUUUUUUUUUUUUGUUCAGCUUGCCCUCGGUGGUUAAGCUGUAGCUUGCCUGUAGUCGCUUGUCAGAUUGUUUAAACCCAUCCAAAUUUGGUUGGCAGCCGCAACCCUCCAACCCGGAAAUAGUAGCAACCUUCACUGCUGUAUCAGCUGUUCGGUUUACGAUCAUUAGGGCGUGUACCGUAUGUGAAUGCUUGUCAUUUAUGAGAUUUCUCACUCCGUUUCCGAGCGGAAAUGGUGGACAUUGUUUAAUGCAGAAACAUAAUUAUUUAAUAAAAAUCUUUUUUUCCAACGGUGGGGAGAUCAACAUUAAAAAAGAGCAGUGGUAAAAUCAGUUCACUUUAGACUGCAAAAGCAUAUAUGAGAAACGUUUGGUCUAGCGAGCGCAACCAACCAAGAGAUUGGCAAGUGCAGCAGAGUGCAAAUACAGUAAUAAGUGCACAUCAUAACGGAGAUUUCCUUGGAUACCUGGAUACGAGAGAGAGCUAAACCCUCCAUUUCAACGCAGAAAUUUCUAAACCAAUGGCUGCUAGAAAAGAAAAAAAAGUGUAUUGAUUUAAUCCUCUAACUAUGUUAUUCAACAAAUAAUUUGUGCUUGUUUGGAUCGAUGAAAUGAUAGGAAGCGUUAGAAAUAUUCAAAUACAAACAUUUUUGCCAAACACCAUAGGUAACAAAAAAAAACACAUUAACAUUUAUAAGAUUUUUUUCCACAUCCUUGGGUUACUUUUUCUUAUCCAGGUUUCGAUGUAUUUAAUUUUUUAAAUAUUCAAAUAAAUCUCCCACUGGCGCUUAGGCAUAAAGUUUACUUGUUGUUAUUAGUAAGACUCUGUGCCGUCAACCAGAAGAAAGCAAAUCUUUAACGAAAUAUCAAACACAUCGACUUUUCCCCCCCACCCUUCUGAACACUAAAAACCAACCGCUUUGUUUUGGUUGCGCACGUGCUUACGCUGAUGGAAAUGAAGUAUUUUUUUCGGCAUGCAUUACAGGGGUUUCCCAGGAGUUAUCAUAGCUGUGGGGCACUUUAUUGGCUCUUCCUUAGGGGAAAUGAGCUUUAUGUGACGGAGAUUGAACCCUAUAGCACCCUUGUUUGACAAAUCUAAUAGGAAUUUCCAAGGAACCUGUCCAAAAAGGUUGCCAUAGAGUUCAAUCUCCAACAUGUGGAGAUCAAUUCCACAAGAGUCAAGGAAGUGUCUCACAAACAGUCAUGAGCAUCACGAGAUAUUCACCAACGAAAACAAUGAACAGCGGAGCGCACACAACAGAAAUGAUCAGAGGUGAGACUCAAACUGUUGGUGCGACCUUCUGUCAUUUCUGACAUUUUCUGUCGGUGACAUUCACGACAUUUUUGGAAUAUACUUGGCGUGUGGUACUAAGCAACAAAAUGGGCAUUCUUUCUCGCUCUGUCAGCUUUGCUUGUCUGUCCGGUCAAACAGAGCCAGAAACCGUGACGCUGACAUGAAUUUGUUUCAGCCGGAAUUUGUCAUGACUGUGUCAGUGACAUUUUUCAGAAUUGAUCACAGUAGAAAAAAAUCAUUACUUAGUGACUGACCAAGUCUUGAUCACACCAACCGUUUGAGCAUAACCUUUGAUUAUCACAAUUAACUACGUGGCGCUGACAUGGAUUUUGUUUUAGUCAGAAUUUUUUAUGACAUUGACAGUAACAUUUUGCAGCACUGCCCAAAACUAUGAGAACCCCUGGAAAAUCCUGUACUACGCAUUCAGUAAAUGUUUUCACAUUGAAGUGUGAUUUAAGCGGUAACGAGUUAGAAUAGAUCAAAACAGACUCAAACAGAAACGGUAUUGAAAUAUAAGAAUUGUUUACUGUUUAUGUUCUCACUUUAUGAUACUUGUGAUCGUGCAGGCGAUCUUGGAAAUUUGUAAGAAUUUUCCCCUACUGCAAUCGUUGGAGCUGAGAGGCCUUACCUUGGGUAGGAGGACACUCCCAGCUCAUGCAUUAAUAUACGUGCAACUUCAUUUACUGUCUAUA
This is a messenger RNA of Anopheles coluzzii, 5813 nucleotides long. Its product is annotated as protein Mo25. The transcript has 7 exons. Gene Ontology annotation, molecular function: protein serine/threonine kinase activator activity. Lineage: Eukaryota; Metazoa; Arthropoda; Insecta; Diptera; Culicidae. The coding region runs from base 474 to 1484 and encodes 336 amino acids. Gene Ontology annotation, biological process: intracellular signal transduction. The record is from RefSeq and is a predicted model, not a curated record.